Messenger RNA from Effrenium voratum, 1827 nucleotides. NCBI's taxonomy places the organism in Eukaryota, Dinophyceae, Suessiales, Symbiodiniaceae. The record is from the annotation of a GenBank genome assembly.
AACUACGCUCAUGUUUGGCUAACAACGGCGGGUAUCCACACAGGUACUCUAACCCUCGCAUGGUGCACCUCGUGUCUGAGCGCCCGCGAGAGUCCGUGUUACCGGUGCUUAUCCAACAUUGCGCAGGUGGCACUUCCAUCAAGAAGACGUCGCCAAAGAGCUCAUUUUGGAGCAUCGCUUUCCCGAUCUACUAUGUUUUGCUGAGUUUGCUUUGCAACGCGCUCUUCUUUGUCGGAUCAUGCUUGUUUCUGCCCAUCAAACUCACGGAGCGCAGCGUCUCCUUCACCUUCGUGAUUGAGAAUCUUGACGUCGAGCAGGUAAUGACGUCUCACAUCACGUUCUUUGAAGACUUGGAGAAUAACUUCACUGGCGCGCUGGCUUCUGACCAAGCGAAUCCGAUCAAGCCGCAUCACACACACUUCCAGUGGCGCAAAACGACAUCUUGCAGCCUGGACAACGCAAUGCUCUUUGACGUGAACAUCUAUCCGCGGGACGGGCACAAUGUUACUGCUCUGAAAAUGUCGCUUCCAUCGUCUCUCAUAAUCAGCAACGCUUUGAAUCGGUCAUUUUCCAGUCUCGGCAUUGGUGAUGCUGCCGUAGGCAGCAUGGACGUCACCGUUGUCAGCCGUCCACGACUGGUUGAGACCCCGAUUGUGCAGAAGUGGGCAGUGGAUCUUGGCUGCAACUUGUUCAUCAUAGGCAGCGCGCUGCUGGCGGCGAUUUCUGGAUUGGACUUGUUGGAGGAUAUGCUGGCAUGUGGAUUGAAGCUGAAAGUGCCAUCCCCAUCCGGGAAGUCUCAUUCAUUUUCCUCCCACGGGUAUGAGAUGGUUGGAAGCGACAGCGAGGCUUUCGGGAGUGACGCAUACGAAGGAGUUUCUGUCAUUGCAAGUGCCCGUGCAGAGAGGGGCUUGUACCUCACGGGGGGAUUGAUCUUCCUGGUGGGCACCAUAUACUUCCAGCACCCUCAGAUGAUAAGCCACCGUGUCCCCUCGGAGGUGAUGCGGGAUGAGGACGUGCUCUUCGCGGCCAUCUGGAUGUUCAUCCUGGGUUCCAUCAUUUUUGUCUUCGCCACCUUCCUGAACGCCUUGUCCCUGAACGUGUCGGCGCCUGGGAGUUCCAAGAAGACCUUCAUCCACUGGUCAGUGGCCACCUGCGGGGUCUACGAGCUCGGGGGUAUUUUAUUCGUGAUGGGCUCGGUGUGCUUCAUGCCAAACCAGGGCUGCAAGGAGGGCAUGGAGAUCCUGGGCGCCUGGUGCUUCAUGCUGGGGGCUUGCUGCUACGUCAUGGGGGACUUCAUCGAGUUCAUGAAGACCUGCGCCCUGAUCUUCUUGCGGAUGAAGCAGGAGGAGGCCGCCCAGAAGAUCGAGCGCGCCAUGCUGCACUACCUGUUCCGGCAGCGCUUGGCCAGUGUGGGGAAGUACAGAAGGCAGAGCCGGCCGAAUGAGCAGUCCCGCCGCAGCUCCGUGCGCUCGAGAGGGAGCGUCAAGCAGCUGGGACUGGUCAGGACCUUCACCCAGGCCCUGAAACAAAAGUCCAUCAUCCAGGCUCUAAAGUUCGAAAACGUGCCUAAAUGUGCUGCAGAACAUGAUGGCAGCACAGAGUUGCUGGCUGGUACGAAGAUGCGGUUGUGAAGGGAUUUGGCAGACUCCCAGACGAAGGGAUAGUCCGAGUUCGUCACAAACGUUUAGUUCGAACGGUGCCAAAGAGCAUUGCUUUUGAACGCACGGACUGCGAAACUCCCAAAGACGGAGCAUCCCUUCUCGUGUGCGUAUGGACUUCUUCAGUGUGUGUACAUUGGGCUAGGCCGAUCAAACAGGUUGGCGAGUG